Pelmatolapia mariae (spotted tilapia) is the source of this 3871-nucleotide messenger RNA. It is a transcript of the gene senp1, whose product is annotated as SUMO specific peptidase 1. Gene Ontology annotation, molecular function: deSUMOylase activity. Gene Ontology annotation, biological process: proteolysis; protein desumoylation. Gene Ontology annotation, cellular component: nucleus. The record is from RefSeq and is a predicted model, not a curated record. The coding region runs from base 474 to 2660 and encodes 728 amino acids. The transcript has 18 exons. NCBI's taxonomy places the organism in Eukaryota, Metazoa, Chordata, Actinopteri, Cichliformes, Cichlidae.
UUGUGGUUUUGAAUGAGGAAGAAGCGGGAGAUGUUAUUCUUCAACGAGUUUAUUUACAAUUUAUUGUCACGUUAAGGAUAUAUAAAUGAGUUCGGGUGUAACCCAACAUGGUUUUCGUUUUCCUGAACGCGUCGGUUGCGACUUAUCGCAUUCCCGUUGUAAUUUAAACAUACUUUCAUAAAUUAGCCGUGUAGCUAACAACGUUAGCUAGCAGGGUAGUUAGCCUAGUUUGCUAGUUAGGUAGCUAGCUAAUUGUAAGCUAAAUAUCAGGCGAUUUUGCGAGUGUUCGUGUGGUAAUAAAAUGGCAUUUGUUAGGAGUGUUGGUGUUUGAAGCAGUCUCGGCUAAGUUUCCCCGGUCGAAACAAAGCACAUUAGCUUAAUUGGGUUUGACUACACUGGCACUCAGGCUGACUCAAAUCAGUGACAGCGAUUUGUCUUGAAACUAGCGCCGUUAUUUCCAAAACUUUUGAGCCAUGUUGAAUAAAAUCUGCGAAUGGAUAGAAACGAGCGUUGCCAGUCUUCGCAAUGGUGUACCAGCUGCCGAACACCCACAUGCUCAAGGCACACCAAGAGAUGGUCAGAUGAGGAGGAAAAGACCCUUUGAAUGUUUGGAAGAUGGCCAUAACAUCGACCAAGAUGGCUUGGUGAUAAAGAAAUCACGAAUGGGGGAUCUUAUCGACACAGUCAAGAAUGCAGCUGAAGGGGUUAAGAAUCACAGCUCCAAUGUGGCUGCAUGGAUGAAGAACAAUGUAAGUCCUGCCUUGAGGAAUAUGCUGACUACCUCCCCUGGUUUGCCACCUGAAGAACCUCAUCCGCGCCCCUCAACAUCAUCAGCAAUUUGGACAGGGAGGCCGAUCCUUGACAGGAAUUCUCAGAAUGAGACAUUUGCUGCUCCCUCAACAACUUUGGAGUGGAAAACGUCAAAAUCUGAGUGGUUGCGUAAUGAGAAGUCAAAUACGGGAUCAAAAGUUUGUAGACGACAAGUGUGCAUGAGUCCUGUGCAUCGUGAGGUGCCAAAAACAAACGGGCAUUCGGUUAAUUUGCCACCCUCCAUCACCCCUAAAUGGCAGCCUUCUCCAAGGCUAGGCAGGCCUUUAAGUCUCCGAACGCAUGGAACUCAAAGUUCGUGUAGUGGAGUAGGUGCAACAAGCAGCUCUUGCACCAGCAUGUAUGAGAAGACUUUUCCCAUCAAAGUGGUGCAGAGCCCAACACACAGUACCUCAUCAGGCCGCUUAACCAAGACCAGGCCCCGCUGCACAGCACAGGAGUCUGUUCGAGAGGAGGAGAAGGAGGUCUACAGGCAGCUUCUUACUAUGGUCUCUGGUGGUCAGUCGUCUUAUCUUCACAACGGCAGCUCACACACUAUUGUGAGGUCUCACAGAGAUUUCACCAGCUUCCUGACCACCAGCCGCAGACUGCUGCAGUUCUCUUCUCCAACUGGGUCAGCAGCAGGAGAAACUUCAGAGGGGCCCAGCAGUCCCGCCAGCCCCAGGGGAGUCUCUAGCCAGUGUUCCAGCAACCUUCCCAGUCCACUGGGGGCCCCCAGCAAGCCAGGGAUCCAGACAUGGUCCCUGGACAGGGACCUCAGUUCCGGCAGAGGAGCUACUCUCAUAUCAACUCCUUCUCCAUCAGCUCUGCAGGAUAACUCUUCUCAGGACACACAGUCAUCAGCUCAUGAUGGCGACUCUGUAAUUAUUGUAGAUGAGCAAAAAAGUAAAAAACAAGACAGCUUGAGUGUGCCAUGUUUCCAAGCUGAGUUAUGGAUCAAAGAAUUGACAAGUAUGUAUGACUCCCGGGCGAGGGAAAGACGGAGACAGAUAGAAGAGCAAGAAGCUCUCGCUGCUCAGUUGCUGCAGCAGCGCCUGUCUGACGAGGAGCAGCGUAGCCCAGAUGUCGAGGUCUGUGUUCGAGUUCCUUUGGAGAAAGAGCUUCCUUUGAGUCCUAUCAUAAAAGAAGAGACGUCUUUGGAAGAGAAACCAGAAUUCCCUGAACUUACAGAGGAAAUGGAGGCUGAAGUGAACAGGGUGCUGAGAGGGGGCAAUCCUCAUGAAGUGUUAAGCGAAGGUUUUGGUCUCAGCCUUACACGUAAAGACCUGCAAACCCUGAGCAACCUCAACUGGCUCAAUGAUGAGGUGAUCAACUUCUACAUGAACCUGCUGGUUGAGCGCAGCAAGGAUUCCAACAUGCCAACAGUCAAUACGUUCAACACUUUUUUCUAUCCCAAGCUGCGCAGCAGUGGCUAUUCUGCUGUCCGCCGCUGGACCAAAAAGAUGGACAUCUUUUCUAAAGACAUCUUGUUGGUUCCUGUCCACUUGGGGGUGCACUGGUGCCUUUCUGUGGUGGAUUUUCGCAAGAAGUCCAUCAUGUACUUUGAUUCUAUGGGAGGAAACAACGAUAAAGCAUGUGAAAUAUUGUUUGAAUACCUGCAACAGGAAAGUAAGGACAAAAAAGGCAAAGAACUGGAUACCUCAGGCUGGAUUCUGCACAGCAAAACACGCAAUGAGAUCCCUCAGCAAAUGAAUGGUAGCGACUGUGGAAUGUUCACAUGCAAAUAUGCAGAUUACAUUACCAAAGACAAACCAAUCACUUUCACGCAGAAACAUAUGCCAUAUUUCAGAAAAAGGAUGGUUUGGGAGAUUGUAAACCACAAGCUGUUGUGAUGUGAGGAUGACAAUUGUGAAGUUGUACAGUUGCCUCACACAUCUUGAUGAUGGUUGAGUUUUACUCCCCAGGAAAAGACUCACAGAUGGGAGACUUGAAUUCUGGGAACAACUUUCACACCAGCUCAUCUGAUCAGGAACCAGCUCAGCGAUUUCCAUCCUCGGCUAAAAGUAGCUGAAAGGAUGUUGCUGGAGCAACAAAUCACUGCCUCCAACUUCUACAGUUUUUUUGUGUAUGUGUCAGACAGCAGCUCAAACGCUUUGAUUUGUAUGUUCCAGUCAGAACUGUUUUUGAAAUUACACUUGUGCAAAUCAUACUCUGAAGUGGAAUGUUCAUUACAUGUUUUUGUGCCACAAUCAGUUGUCAUUGAUCACUCAUUGAUUAACAUGUACUGUGUUAUCAGUAAAAGUGAAAAAAUUGUUUCAAAAGCAGAUUACAUUCCCAAAUGCCAAAGUCUUUUUUUUCCCCCCUGAUCUUCACGCAUGAGAAUUCCACACAAUGGUGGGACAAUAUGGUAGCACACACGAGAUUACACACAUCAGACAUAGUGUUGCUAUUAAAAGUGCUCAGUUUGUUUCAGGCAGGCCUGCCUGGAUAAAGCAUGUGGAAUAUUUGACACCCAUUGGUUUGCUACACAUUCUCCAGUUACCUGCUGAUACACUGGUUUUCUGUUAGGGAUCUGGAGCUUAAAGACAUUUGGAGGUCUGACUUGGACUUUUGUGUUACUGCAUACAGCUUUGCUGUAAUGUCUACAAAGUUCAGGGUUGCAGCUUAUGUGUGACAACAGCUGUGUGGAUUUUACUUUAAUAGUCUGUGUUUGGGCCAGAGAAUUUUGAUGUUAUAAGGUGAAACAUUUCACUCAGUUCUUUAUGACAUUUUAGUAAAGCUGAGAAAUUAAUGUGACAUAACCUCAGAGUAUGAUUUAGAGUGAAAAAAAAAACAUUGUUUCUCCUUGACGCUGGUUUGCAGGUGUAACCAAACAAUUACACCGUAAGAGAGUACGGUAAAAGUUUUGUCAUUUGUUUAUCCAGUUUUCUUGAUGGUGUAAAAUAAGGUUAAAAGUCUAUUUUAUGUAUUUCAGUGUCCUUUUGUUCAACAACCUUUUGGUAUAUUCAGUAUAUUUUGAACUUUGUAUAUACUUAAAACAUAUACAGCAAACAAUGUAAAAUACUUUUUUUAAGAACGUAUUUCCUAUCUAUUUUAUCUAGAC